UUGCACAGGAUUGGGUGAGGAAAAGAGAAAAGCUCAAGAUAAAGAUGUGGGAAAAUACUUGGACAAGCUUUUUGAUUUCCACAAAUGAAAGAGAGAAAAGUGUAUUACCACCACAGGGACAAAGCUAAAAAGUAUCCACAAAAAUAUGCAUGUAUUGCACAAGAUGGUAUGGAUCAGGCAAAACUUCUCCUUCCACGAUUAGUAGUUAUUGCACAUGCAUAUGCUAAUGCAAGAAAACUCCGGACCCAUUUGACUGGUGUGUUAAACCAUGGGAGGCAGCCUAAAGGUUAUUUUGACCUAUUUCAAUAUCCCCAUGAUGCAAAUCUCACCAUUAACAUAUUACUCCUGGAAUUGCAAAGCAUGGGAGAAGACUUGCCUGAUACCUUGUACCUUCAAAUGGACAACUGUUGGAGAGAGAAUAAAAAUCAGUUUGUUCUCAACUUUUUAGCCCUUCUUGUGAAGCUUGACAUUUUUGUUAAGGUAAAACUAAAUUUCUUAAUGGUUGGUCACACUCAUGAAGCUGUUGACCAGAUGUUUAACAAGCUUUCUGAAUUUCUGGUAAAGAGGGACACAAGAACCUUUAAAGAGCUAAUAUGACCUCCUUUGAGAGUUGUUACACCCCAACUCCAAAGGCUGUAGAGGUUGAACAUGUUUUUGCUGUGAAGGAGUGGAUGUCGCCCUUUUCAACUCUGCUCCACAACAUCUCAAAUCCUCAUGCUUUUAAAUUUACAAAAGCACCUUCAGGAAAAGUCGUUAUGCAGUAGAAGAACUGGGGGAUUGAGUGACAUAAAGGAAAACUGGAAACUGGUAGACCCUGAUCCAGAACAGUGGUUAACUAUAGUGAAAGCUGAUGCAGAAAUAAAUGUAGAUGUCCCCCCAGAUUAUGUUGCUCCAGAUACAGAGAAGCUUGAGCUUCAAUGGCUCAGAUCAGACAUUGAAAAAUAUUUCAGAUCAAGAUUGUUUCUGGAACAACAUAAAGAAGAUUGGGCAUCACGUACUACUUGACCCUGAAAAUACCAGAUGGCAUCCACCAGAAAGGACAGUUACUUGGCCACUGAAAGAAAUCAUUGCAAACAAGGAAAGAGUUAAAGAAAGACAAAAACAAUUGGAGGCUGCUGGGAAUAGUGUGGGUUUUUUGGGGCAAAAACCUGAAGGUGUCCCUGAGGAUGUGGAUGAUAUGGUCAGAACUCAAGUUGCUCCUGUGCGAGAGGUGUACAGUGGAGCUUAUAGGAGGCAGAUGGCUGUGGUCACCGAGGUAGAUAACUUUGAAGGAGUUUUGCCAGGUAGCAUUGUUGCGGUUAAUCUUGAGGGAAACUGCAAACCUCCCCAUUUGGCAAAGGUGAAGGAAGUCACUAACUCUUUCUUCACUGUGCAGUGGCUAAAAGGUACUUACAAAGGAAAGUGGGUAUCAUAUGGCCUGGAUCAAAGAAAGUGUAAUCUAUUUUGACAUCGAAUUACACGAGAAUGAGAAACUAAGAAAGGAGUCUGUCCAGUACUUAAGAAGAAGAUACAAAGAGUUAAAAAAAGGUGAAAUGCAUGAUUGAGUAUGCAUGUAUAUCUAGGUUCUUUAAUUGAUCGAGAAGUACAUGGAAAUUACCAUAGAUCUUCCAUCAACAUGGUAAAAUUUAAGAUGUUCAGCUAUUAUCAAUCUAAACAUGUACAUUGAAAUUUCCAUAGACCUUCCAUUAACAUGGUAUAAUGUAAGGUGUUCGGCUUUAAUUGAUCCAUGCAGGCAUGUGCAUGGAAAUUUCCAUAGACCUUCCAUUAACAUGGUAUAUAAUGUGAGAUGUUCAGCUAUAAUAAUAUUGAUCUAGACAUGUGCAUGGAAAUUUCCAUAGACCUUCCAUUAACAUGGUAUAAUGUAAGAUGUUCAGCUAGAAUUGAUCUAGACAUGUGCAUGGAAAUUUCCAUAGACCUUCCAUUAACAUGGUAUAUAAUGUAAGAUGUUCAGCUUUAAUUGAUCUAGACAUGUGCAAGGAAAUUUCCAUAGACCUUCCAUUAAAAUAUYGUAUAAUGUAAGAUGUUCAGCUAUAAAUGAUCUAGACAUGUGCAUGGAAAUUUCCAUAGACUUUCCAUUAACAAGGUAUAAUGUAAGAUGUUCAGCUAUAAUUGAUCUAAACAUGUGCAUGGAAAUUUCUGUAGCUCUUCCAUUAACAUGGUAUAAUGUAAGAUGUUCAGCUAUAAUUGAUCUAAACUUGUGCAUGGAAAUUUCUGUAGACCUUGCAUUAACACAGCAAAAUUUAAGAUGCACAGUUAUAAUUGAUCCUGACAUGUCUACGGAAAUUUCCAUAGAUCUUCCAUUGACGCGGUAAAUUCAGUAACGUUAUAAUCGAUCCUGAAAUGUGCAUGGAAAUAAUUCCAAAGAUGUGCUUAUUAAGUGACCUGGUAUAAUGUAACAUGCAUAUGAUUUUUAAAGUCCCUUUGGAUUAUCAUCUCUAUGGUAAUGUCUGCAUAUACAUUUGUAAAAAAGAUUCUCAGAAAAAUCGCUUUCAGAUAAUGCCAUAUCCUACUUGGUAUAUCUAAAGCACGUAUGUAUAAAUUUCAGUAAUACUGAGUUCUCAAAAGAAAUUCUGUUUUUGUUGUAAAAGUUGUUGUAAUCAAUUCAACUGUGGAGUGGUUUUUAUAGACUAUUAAACUUUUUUCCUUCCAUAUA
This is a messenger RNA of Stylophora pistillata, 2653 nucleotides long. RefSeq lists its product as uncharacterized. NCBI's taxonomy places the organism in Eukaryota, Metazoa, Cnidaria, Anthozoa, Scleractinia, Pocilloporidae. The record is from RefSeq and is a predicted model, not a curated record.